AUGGGCGCGAAGGACCCCGAUCAGGACUGUGAUAUGGUUACUGCGCUGGACAGAGACGCUUUGACGCCGACGGAAUUAAAAUUCUUGGAGGCAGCCAGAACCAAUAAAUGCGACAUCCUCAGGUCCAUAAUCGAACGCAAAAGCUGCAAUAUCAAUGUAAAGACCAAUCUGAAUCGAACAGCCCUCCAUAUGGCGGCCAGCCAGGGCAAUUUAGAAGCAGUUCAGCUGCUGGUCAAGGCCCAAAUCAUCAUUGAUACAGCGGACAAGCAUGGAAUGACUCCCCUCUAUUGGGCCGCAUUCAAGGAUCGUGUGGACGUUGUGCUCUAUCUAAUCGAAGCGGGCGCGGAUCCACGGCGACGAACCAAACGCGGAUAUUCGCUGCUGCACGUCAUCGCCAAGGCCGAUGCUAUAAAGACAAUGGAGGCUCUGCUACGCCAGAAGAUAAUAACUUACUUCACCGAGCUUGAUAAUGAUGACACGACGCCGCUGAUGAUUGCAGCCAGUAGCGGCAGCGUUUUAUCAACAACAGUGCUCUCGAAGUUGUGCAGAAUUGAAGAGGACAUAGACCAGCACCAAAAAAAUCUGCUGCACAUGGCCGUUCUGUCCGGAUCCUCAGAGGUGGUGUCGGUUCUCUGUGAAAAUCCUGCUGCCUCAACACUUAUUAAUGAAUUUGAUGACGAUGGGAUGACGCCUCUACAGUAUGCCGUCGAGGAGCUUCAUUACGACUGUGCAGAAAUUCUCUUGGCACACGGAGCAAAACCCAAUCUCAGAUCACCACAAACAAACUGCCCAAUGAUCACGGCUGCUUUAAAAGGCGAUAUUGAAAUGAUCCAUGUUCUCUUUUCGGGGAAGGCAGGUAUCAAGCAGAAGAACCGAUCUGGGAAUACACCACUGCACAUAGCCAGCAUGUCGAAUCAUAUCAAUUGUGUGAUGGAUUUGCUUCAAAUGGGAGCGGACAUUGAAGUGCGGAACAAGGAGUACCAUCCAAAUGGUGGUUUUCUGAUAACAUGCGAGACUUCCAGCUGCAGCCUCAAGAGCAAGGAACUCCGUGGUACUGCCGAGAAGACCGAAUCCUCCGAUUCCAUCUCUGAAACGGGGACAUUUGUCGGUUCACUCAGCCCUACUGAGUUCGAACAGCGAAGCAAAGAGGCCGGCGUAGUGUUGAUUAACGACCAGAUUGUCGUGCUGGGCUCUGACGCCAACGGUGAACCAGACUCUAGGGACAGCGGCGCCAGCUCGGCAAAGGAGGAUGACAGUGUCUUCUCCAUAUCCGAGGCUACAACCUACAAGAGUACGUCUCCGCACUCAAAACCACCAGCAUCACCACGGCACCGGCCGGCCGCAAAAGCAACCAAGGCUGGCGACUCUAAACUGACGAAUGGGACAGCGGCUAGUCCCGUGUCGGCGGCA
Molecule: messenger RNA, 1410 nt
Organism: Dibothriocephalus latus
Lineage: Eukaryota; Metazoa; Platyhelminthes; Cestoda; Diphyllobothriidea; Diphyllobothriidae
Source: the annotation of a GenBank genome assembly